Molecule: messenger RNA, 1181 nt
Organism: Adineta steineri
Lineage: Eukaryota; Metazoa; Rotifera; Eurotatoria; Adinetida; Adinetidae
Source: the annotation of a GenBank genome assembly
AUGUUUCAACAAUCAGGCGGCUUUUCAGGAUCGCGAGCACGAUAUGUGCCUAACGUUUCUGCUUCACGAGGUGUUUACCGAGGUUCAUAUGCUCGACCAUCAGCCCGAUAUGCUGCUCGACCUGUUCUACGACCAGUAGUUCCAGCUGGCCGAGCACCCGGUGGAUCUGGUAUGCUUGCAGCCAUUCUUGGACCCAUUGGAGGUCUUACCGGAUGUUUAUGUUGUCUCAAUACAAUCGGUGUUUGGGGUCUUUUCAUUACGGCUAUUCCAUUAACUGUCUUCAUCAGUCGAUGGUAUCGUGAUUAUAAAAAUCGUAAUGGACAAAAUGGAGCCGAAGAACUUCUUGCUCCACAUAUGCUUCUUAUGUUACUCCUCGUAUGUUCGUUCCUGUUCACGUUCAUGCGUCGCUCAUAAGUCAAUAAACGACGACUUGAUCUUUAUUCUAUAUAUGGUGUUAUUUAUUUAUAAAACACAUACACAUAUACAAACACAAUAAAUGGUUUAAUUUUUUUUGUUCAUAUUCUCUUUUUUUUUCUUGUUUCGCAACACAACGAAUUCUUCCUAUUUUUUUUUCUUGCGUAUGACAUAUUGGAACUUGCGCGCGAUUGAACCUUUUUUUUUUCUCUAAAAACAGUAAUAAAAAUGACAACGACGACGACGAUAACGACGACAAAACAUUAUCAAUAAAAACAUAAAUCUAUAUGUUUCGAUAGCAAAUAAGGCGAUGUUCAAUAUUUUUUUCAUUUUUAUUUAUCUAUUUUUUGUUUUUUGUCCUCAAAUCACCAAAAGUAUUUCAAAUAAAAAAAAACGGACGUCACUUAUUGUUUAAUUUAAUUUUAAGCAUAAUCAAAUCUAACAAAAAAAUAUAUCAUAUACAUAUCAAUAUCAUUCUAUUGAUGACCUUGAAAUAAUAAUAGACAAAACUAUUGUUUUAAACUCGAUUAAAAUUCAUGAUUUUAAGUGCAAAUCUUUCUUUUUUUGAUUUGUAAUUGUUUACAUUCUUGGACUUUCAUUUACUUUUCUUCCCUAUUCGUCAUCAUCAUGGUUAUUCAUAUAAUUUUGUCAUGCAUGGUUUCCGCACAAUAUUCACGUCUUUCUUUAUGCUUCUAUCAAUAUGUCUGUAAGUGGUGUUUUUUUCUUUUUUUCGUCGUUGUGCGCAUUCAUCCAUGGACAGCCAUAAC